Molecule: messenger RNA, 1983 nt
Organism: Ceutorhynchus assimilis (cabbage seed weevil)
Lineage: Eukaryota; Metazoa; Arthropoda; Insecta; Coleoptera; Curculionidae
Source: the annotation of a GenBank genome assembly
AUGAAUUUAAUAACGUUCCUUCACCUUUUGCCAAUGGCUUUAGGCAAAAUCAUUUUCCAAGACAAUCGCGAGUGUACCUCGUUUAAAAACUACGAAAUCUAUAUUAAACAUUUUGUGAUGUGUAAACAAAUCGACGUCACUACGAUAAGUUACCACAAAAACCCUUCACAUGGAUUAAUGGAUUUACUAAAGGAAUUUUACGAAAUGAAUUUUGUGCUUAACAAGGCUACAUGGUUACACCAUAGAAUAAUAAAGAGUAAUAUUAAAAUUGAAACAAUUCAUUAUCCGACAUUGGAUAAAGUUACAAUAGUUAACGGAACAGCUACUAGUUUAUCAUCAAAUGAAGCAGAUGCAAUUUUUAAAGAAAAAAUGAAUUUUAUAGAUUUUGACAUGGUUCGUAUUUACAUAGCAGAAAACUUUAAAAUGUUUUUACGCUAUUCUCAAACGAUGGUUAAUCCUAAUAGAUUUUUCAAGUCAGCUAGGUGCCUAAAAGUUUUCCUAUUCUCUUCCAAAAAUGUUAAGAUAAAACAAGUACAAAAAUUAUUGAUACAUUUAUGGAAAAAAUAUUCAAUAUUGAACAUAAUAGUGCAUUUUCCCUGUUCCAGUGAAUAUAAGGAAUUCAUCAUCACUUACAAUCCAUUUAAAGCAACUGAAAAUGGCUACGGACAAGUAAAUGUUUACCAUUAUUCUAUAAUUUUAAAAUAUCCUCAUAUUUUAUUGAACAAUUUAAAAAACAUCAAUGGAUACCCUUUAAAAAUUUCUUUAUUUGAAAGAUCUCCUACAGCAAUCUCAUCUGAUAACGUACCAUGGUUUAUCAAAGAUUGGAAAAUUUACGAUAAAAUACCAACCACGUCCAAAUACUAUGGAUUGGACGGAGCAGCCAUGCUCACGUUGUCCCAAAUGAUGAACUUUACAAUUGAUAUUUUCAACGAUUCAAGAGAAGAUUCUUAUGGAAAUGUAAUAAAUGGCUCCCCAACAAAAACUUUAAAACUUAUAAUUAAUCGUUCGGUCGAUUUACAAGGAAAUUCCAGAUUCAUGCAACCAUAUAAUGUCAAUGGAUAUGAAUUUACUUACAUACUCAGCCAUGAUGAGAUGUGUAUUAUCGUUCCAAAAGCUGGAAUAAUGCCAACAUGGCUAAGAACCAUGGAUAUUUUCAGAGGGAAACUAUUAGGAGUAACUUUUUUGUUAUUAAUCGCGUGUGUUGUUUUUAAUAAGCUUUUCAGAGGCCAAAAUGUACCACUUGGAAUUCUUAUUUUGGAAAUUUACGGAUCCUUCCUGACCCAAGCGGUUACCGAAAAUUCCAAUAAGUCACUUGCAGGAAGAUUUUUUUUUGGUAGCUUUUUAAUGUACUGCAUCGUUAUAUCCACAUUAUUAUCAGCCACAUUACUGUCAGUUUACAGUACCACAGUACACUUUCCUGAUAUAAAUACUAUGGAGGAUUUUAAUAGAAGCGGAUUGCGCAUACAAUCUUCAAUUAAUCCUUUCAAAGAAGUGCCCUCUCCUAUUUACCAGAGCUUGGCAGCAAAAGUGCAAAGCAAACAUAACCCAGAUUUAUCUUCUAUUGAAAGUGCCUUGGCUUACAAAACUGGCGGUUUGGAAAGAUUAACAGACUCUAAUAUAAAAAUCGAAACAGAAUUUUCAGAUAAAGACGGAGCACCGCUGCUGCACAUAGUACCAGAAUGCCCCAACAGGUAUUUUUUGUCGUUCAUAGUACCAACGGGUUCGCCGUACCUGAAAAUUAUAAACCAUAUAAUGAUUUGGAUCAACGAGAUGGGCCUCAAUGAUAAAUGGUACAAGGAUAUCACGCGAGCGAUUUUCUACGAAGCUAAAGGAAAUCGGUUGAAAAUUACGAGCGAGAGUAAGGACAGUCGCGAAAAGUUUUCCAUGGACGAUGCAAAAAGUGUGUUUAUUUUUUGGAUUUUUGGACUUUUUGCUGCUUUGGUUGUGUUUAUAUUGGAACUUUGUGUGGUUUUUUGUAUUUGA